CCCCCUUGGCAUUUAAUAUUUUGAAUUCCUGAUGAUCAAAAGCUCAUUAAUCUUGGCUUUCAAGCCACGCAAUAUCUGCGAGAGGUCGCAGCUCAGCUGCAGGUACCGCUUCACGCAAUCAGCGUUUUCAAGCUUAAAGUUUCUUAAGACCCACACAAAUAUCUCCGUCGCAAGACGUACUGUUAUUGCAUACUGUCCAACUUUUCAACAGAAUACCGCCGAACGUGUUUGCAAGGCGCACCUGAAUAUGUCAGGAUUUUAAAAACGAUAUAUGUUGAUGUUAGCAAAUAACAACUUAAUGUCGUCAGCUAUCACUCUCUUCAGAGGAAACAAAUAUAUCAGGUUUGAGCUGCAUUAGCCACGACCUUCAUGAGGUCGUGGUCAGAACUCAACGUUUCCACCGACGAGAAUUAUGUGAAAAAACUAUAUACAAUCCCGAUCCUUCAUAACUAUUAGCUGAGACAACAGGUAGAGCAACGGACACAAAUUUAAAGUGCUGACAGAAGUGUAGUGUUCGCGUAUGGAAAAUAGUUGUCUCUCGCCUCAGUAUAAUAUGGUUGAGGUCCACCGCUUCUGGUGCGCUCGCAUGAGCCUCAACAUCUUGCGCUCCAGCCAGCCCUCGCGGCACCAAAGCUGUAGUCUAUUAUCAACGCAAUACAGAUUGCUUGUGUACAGAAAUGCGGUUGGGCUCGGGUGGUCUCGGUGCGAACUGCUCAUGUAUAAAGAUUAUCGACAGAAAUGGUAACUGAAGCCGCCACAAAUUGGAAAUGCUAUCUAAUUAGCUGUUACAAUGCUCAGCCCGUGAAUGUAAUUUGCUCAUUGUUCCUUUCAUCGACGUAAAAAUAGGUGCUUGAAUCUCAACAUAUAUGUAGUACUCCCUGAAGCUAUCCCACUACUAAGGAAGACAAAAUCUAAUUAUAAGAGCAAAGAGGACCGAAAAUUGGGAAGUCUCGGCUUUGCAUCUUAGUGGUAUUGGUCGACCCAUUCUUUGUCCAACAAGGGAACGAUCAAUUAGACAAAAGCCGCGCGUGUUCGGGCCGCCUAAUCUUACAUCAAAGUAAUAUAUCAUACAAAUGCCAAAAUCGGGGUGGCUCAUACUAAUGUACAAAAGACUCGGUAGUAGCCGCGAAUGAUCCGUAUUUCAUGACACACAAAUUUAUAAAUUCCCAGUAUUGAAACCUUACACA
Molecule: messenger RNA, 1187 nt
Organism: Plasmopara halstedii
Lineage: Eukaryota; Oomycota; Peronosporomycetes; Peronosporales; Peronosporaceae
Exons: 1
Coding region: 521-745 (74 amino acids)
Source: RefSeq, a predicted model, not a curated record